Didymodactylos carnosus is the source of this 1083-nucleotide messenger RNA. The record is from the annotation of a GenBank genome assembly. NCBI's taxonomy places the organism in Eukaryota, Metazoa, Rotifera, Eurotatoria, Philodinida, Philodinidae.
AUGGAUAAUCCGAAUGAUAGUAUAGAAAAAUUAUUCAAUGCUCCGUUACAAAUAAAUGGUCCACAUUUAAUCGAUUCAGCUGACUAUCACACAAAUCUUCAUCUUAAUUAUCAACAUCAACUUCUUUUACAACAACAUCAAGAUCAUCAACAAAAUCAUUUUCCACAUCAUCAUAAUCAUCAUCAUCACUAUUUAGCACAACAUCAUUCAUUAUUAAACAAUCUUCCAACGUAUGAAUCUUACGGUACCACAUCUCCACCAUCACUUAUCGAAGAGAAACCGAUUAUCAAAUAUGAAUCGACUAAUGAAACAAAUAUAAAUAACAGUUCACCAUUAGAUGAACAUAGUGCAGAAGAAUCAGACGAUAAAAAAAAACGUCAACGUCGUCAACGUACACAUUUUUCCAGUCAACAACUACAACAAUUAGAAGCAACAUUUUCAUGUAAUAGAUAUCCAGAUUUAGCCACAAGAGAAGAUAUUGCUGCAUUAACAAAUUUAACCGAAGCUAAAGUUCGAGUUUGGUUUAAAAAUCGUCGUGCUAAAUGGCGUAAACGUGAACGAAACAUGGAUCAUUUAAGAAAUUUUUCUCAUUUAAAUGGUCUUGUACAACCAUUCGAUGUUUAUCAAUCAGCUUAUGCUGUCAAUUAUCCUUCACAUUGGGAUACACAAACACCAAACGAUAAAUCACCUAGUCCAACUACUACAAAAUCUUCUGCAUCUUCUUCUUCAACUCAUACAACAUCAUCAUUUAAUCCUUGGCCACUACCACCAGUAAACUCUUUGACACAACCUCUAAUGACUCAUCAUACAUCAUCAUCUUCAUCUUUAUCACCAACCUAUUCUUAUACAUCAUCUAUACCUCCUCUAUAUUCGACACCCAAUUAUUAUUCAUCUACUGUACCUGUACAAAAUAAUUCCUAUACAAAUUAUAUUCAAAAUGAUUUACAUCCAUUAACACAAGUUUUAAAAAAUAAAGCAAAACAAAAUGGUUCAAGUUUUCAGAUAUAUGGAACACAAACAAAUAUUACAAAUAAUAUUUAUCAAUCACCACAUUAUCCAAAUAAUCCAUUGUUUGAAACCUAA